This is a messenger RNA of Rotaria socialis, 1086 nucleotides long. Lineage: Eukaryota; Metazoa; Rotifera; Eurotatoria; Philodinida; Philodinidae. The record is from the annotation of a GenBank genome assembly.
AUGAAUUCGAAUCAAACAUCUAUGUUAAGUGACGAAGAGGCAACUCUUUACGAUCGACAAAUUCGUCUCUGGGGUGCCGAUGCUCAAUUAAAACUUCGUCAAACACAUUUAUUACUUAUUAAUGUGAAUAGUUUAUCGAUAGAAGUAUGUAAAAAUUUAUGUUUAGCUGGUGUUGCUAGUAUAACGAUAUUUGAUAAUACACGUGUGACAUCGAAUGAUGUUGAAGAAAAUUUAACAUUAACAAUGUCAUCAACAGAGGUUGAUGAAUUUAAAUCAGUGUGCACAUGUCGAGCUUUACAAAUGUUAAAUCCACGCGUACACUUAGUAGCCGAAUCGACGAUGACAAUCGAUCAAAUCGAUGAAAAAUAUAUCGAACAAUUUGAUUAUGUCUGUUUAUUUAAUUAUUAUAAUUUUAAAACUAUAGCCAAGCUUAAUAAUCUUUGUCGACAACGGGAACAAGUAGAUGAAAAUGGAAAAAAGCAAACUUAUUUUUUUUGUGCUGCUACAUUUGGAUCGUAUGGCUUUGCUUUUAAAGACCUUGGUGAUAAAUAUGAUUAUCUUAGUGAAAAUUCAUUUGGAAGCGAAUCAUUAAUCAGAGGCGAAGGGGGCGGCAAUGAAUCAAAGAAAAGUGAAAAAGUUACCACAAAAUCGAUUCGUAAUUAUGCAACAUUUGAAAAAGCACUAACCCUUGACUGGAAACCAAAUCGACGACAGGCAGCGACACGCUCAGUUGUAACAACAUAUAAUUUAUUACGGGGCCUAUUGACAUUCCAUGAACAAUAUCAUCGAUCACCUGCAUUAGCCACUCAUGAUGUUGAUGUGCCGAAUUUAAUGAUUAUUCUAGAACAAAUGACUUCAUCGACUGCCGCUGCAUCAUCAUCGUCAUCGAAUAAUGUCAAUAAUGAAAAAUGGAACGAAGAACUACUCAAGGAUGUGUUAACAGAUAACAAUGCUGUUGCUUCGAUUGUUGGUGGCAUAAUGAGCCAUGAUAUUGUCAAAGCCAUUUCAAAACAAGAACCUAAAGAUAACUUUUUCUUCUUCAAUGGACUAUCCUGUGUUGGCUUAUCGAUACCAAUCGCUUGUUAG